Messenger RNA from Hypomesus transpacificus, 919 nucleotides. RefSeq names its product LYR motif containing 5a (gene lyrm5a). Bases 327 to 584 code for a protein of 85 amino acids. Gene Ontology annotation, cellular component: mitochondrion. The transcript is spliced from 2 exons. NCBI's taxonomy places the organism in Eukaryota, Metazoa, Chordata, Actinopteri, Osmeriformes, Osmeridae. Gene Ontology annotation, biological process: respiratory electron transport chain. The record is from RefSeq and is a predicted model, not a curated record.
ACAGUACCAAAUGACUUACGGCAUUGCCAUGAACUCUGAUUAACUGGCACUGGUGCAACUCGAAGGGCAAAUUUAUAUAACUUGUGUGUCUUUGUCUUAUUCAAGAACAGGUGUGUAGCGGGGUAUAUAUUAUGUCAUUUGUGUUCUUUGGAAUACAAUAGAUGUCUGAUGUGCAGCAUUUGGGGGUUUAUUUCAGUUUCGUUGCAUAGGUUUUAGGGCAGGAGUAGUCAAGUUAGCACUAGCUUUCUAACGAUACAGUAUUGAAAAUAGGUUAGCUUGUGCCAGAGACUCGUUCUCGAUUGUUAUUUCGAGUUAAGCUCCACGCCAUGGCCAACCCGUUGCGGGGUGAAGUUAUCAAACUUUACAAGAACCUGCUUUAUCUUGGGAGAGAAUAUCCCAAAGGAUCCGUGUACUUCAGAGAGCGCCUGAAGAAUGCCUUCAUGAAGAACAAGGAUGUGACAGAUCCUGACCAGAUCAGGAAGCUGGUGGACCGUGGCGAGUUUGUCAUCAAGGAACUGGAGGCUCUGUAUUUUUUGAGAAAGUACAGGGCCAUGAAACAAAGAUACUAUGAGCCUGAACACUAAGAAACAGACUGAUUGAAAGUAUUUUAUGAAACAUCUACUUGCAGAGUACAUGCCUGUCCCGGGAAAAUAAGCCAAUCUAGUCUUUCCAAACAGCUUGAGCAGGUAACCUUGCAUUUAUACAUGAGUGCUACAGAACAGACCUAAUAAUGGAUUGAAUCUCAGCCACUAAAUGCCUUUCAUUUGUAUUCUGUAUGUUCAGACAUGUCAAAUCUAUUUGCUGUUUAAUGUAUUUGAUGUUGGACAUUUUUUGAAGAUAAUAUUUCAAAUGAAAGUAUUUAUUUGAAAUAUAAAAAUACACAAUGAUUUCUCCCUGUUGUAAUAAACAUACAAUUUUA